Molecule: messenger RNA, 423 nt
Organism: Microthlaspi erraticum
Lineage: Eukaryota; Viridiplantae; Streptophyta; Magnoliopsida; Brassicales; Brassicaceae
Source: the annotation of a GenBank genome assembly
AUGUUGCUGUACAACAAGCAGAAGAAGAGAGAGGUGGUUAAGGGAAACAGAAUCCUGAUCAGUGUCACGUUUCUGGGUAGUGCCGGUCCGAUCCGGUUCGUUGCGAACGAAGGAGAUCUCGUCGCCGGUGUGAUCGACGUUGCCCUUAAAUGUUACGCUCGUGAAGGUCGUCUUCCGAUUCUCGGAUCCGAUUUCAAUGAUUUCCUCUUCUAUUGUCCGAUGAUCGGACCUGGAGCUCUGAGUCCGUGGGAAGCGAUUGGGUCGUUGGGAGUGAGGAACUUCAUGCUGUGUAAGAAACCAGUGGAGAAGAAGGUGGAGGAAGACGUUGGAAAAUCGAAUUUCCCCAUUAAUGGAGCAAGAAAAGGAGGAAGCUUCAAGGCAUGGAUUAACAAGUCUUUCAGUCUUAAAGUCACUACUCAUUAG